ACCCCGAACUGAGGACGGAGAGCACGGAGGACAAAUCCCCCCGGCAGAGCCUGGCGGGAGAGGCCGUUUUGAAGGGCUCCACGGUGCAGGAAGGCAGCGGGGAGGGAAAGCCACGAAGGUCCCCCAGGAGGAGGGGCUCCAAAGCCAGCCCAGGGUGCUCUGAGGAGGAAAGAGCCAGCCUGUGCCGGGAAGGCGGCGAGAGCUUGAGCCAGACUGCGACCAGGAGGUCCAUGAGCAGCCUCCCACUAGGAAAAAGCCCUUCAAGUGCUUGGAAUCACAUCCACAUGGGAGAACGGCCCUACACGUGUGGGGAAUGUGGGAAGAGCUUCCGCCAGAGCUCCCACCUCCUCACCCACCAGAUCAUCCACGCCCGAGAACGGCCCUACAAGUGCUUGGAAUGUGGGAAGAGGUUUCAGAGCAGUGGGAAUCUCCUCCUGCAUGAGCGGACUCACACAGAUGAGAGACCCUUCCUCUGCACCCACUGUGGGAAGAGCUUCAACCGCAACUCCCACCUUGUCACCCACCAGCACAUCCACAGCGGGGAGAGGCCCUACGUGUGUGACGAGUGUGGGAAGAGCUUCACCCAGAGCUCUGGCUUGACCUCACACCAAAGGACCCACCAGUAA
Messenger RNA from Corapipo altera (White-ruffed manakin), 626 nucleotides. RefSeq names its product zinc finger protein 3-like. The transcript has 2 exons. NCBI's taxonomy places the organism in Eukaryota, Metazoa, Chordata, Aves, Passeriformes, Pipridae. The annotation marks the transcript as partial. Gene Ontology annotation, molecular function: RNA polymerase II cis-regulatory region sequence-specific DNA binding; DNA-binding transcription factor activity, RNA polymerase II-specific. Gene Ontology annotation, biological process: regulation of transcription by RNA polymerase II. The record is from RefSeq and is a predicted model, not a curated record.